AUGCAUAUCAUCGAUUCAGAAAUUCAGAAUCUAAUUGUUCAUGUUCUUUCAAAAGAUAAUGAUCUUGGGAACUAUACAAUGACUAUAAACGAUGAGUUCCAUUGGGACUUUCGUAGGAAUUUCGGCGAAACAACUGAAUUUAGCGGACACUUCUACUGGAUGACGUCUGACAAUCAAAUUUAUCAAGAGGUCGAGUUUUCUGUUUUCAAUAAUCAUAUUGCCGAUGAAUGUGGCAACAAAUUAUUGAAGACGAACAAAUGUUUUUGGUUAGUAAAGAGUGAUGGUUUUUAUUUUGCAAAAGGUAGUCCAUCAGAUUUGAUGUUUAAGUAUACAUGGCCACAUUGA
Molecule: messenger RNA, 345 nt
Organism: Lactuca virosa
Lineage: Eukaryota; Viridiplantae; Streptophyta; Magnoliopsida; Asterales; Asteraceae
Source: the annotation of a GenBank genome assembly